AUGCCUACUACAUUAGCCAGUUGUUUUAUGCCUACUACGCCACCAGCUCCAUCGGAUUUAACAGAAGAGCAGUCAUUCCCGCAUGCAAUUGAAAUUUCAUUCUUGCCACCAUCACCACCGCACGGUAUCAUCAACGAAUACAGAAUAAGACACACUCCGUCUGAUCAGUUGAACUACAAAGAAGUUCGAGUUCACGGAAGCCGACUGCAAUGCUCAGAUGCAUCAAAACGUGACCGACUGUGUUAUCGCGUUGUGGACCUGGAACCAGAGCAGGAAUAUGAUAUUCAGGCAGCAGCACAUACCGAAGGUGGUGCUUGGGGUGAAUGGAGCGAGCCGAUGAGUGCACGAACGCAUGAACAAAGUAAGGCUUUUCUAGAAGAAACGAGCAGUAAUGAUUUACUCCAGCAGUCCCAUGAAAAGGAUCUUGCAUCUGAAAAUUCAGCUCGAACUCCUCCUUGUCCAAACCUGUUAGUAUUUUUGAGUACAGCAUGA
Gongylonema pulchrum is the source of this 492-nucleotide messenger RNA. The record is from the annotation of a GenBank genome assembly. Lineage: Eukaryota; Metazoa; Nematoda; Chromadorea; Rhabditida; Gongylonematidae.